Molecule: messenger RNA, 1105 nt
Organism: Panicum virgatum (switchgrass)
Lineage: Eukaryota; Viridiplantae; Streptophyta; Magnoliopsida; Poales; Poaceae
Exons: 2
Coding region: 243-581 (112 amino acids)
Biological process (GO): mitochondrial respiratory chain complex IV assembly
Cellular component (GO): mitochondrial inner membrane
Source: RefSeq, a predicted model, not a curated record
AGAGGGCUGGGCGUCCCCGGUUUGGUGUCCGUUUCCAGUGCUCAACACAAAAACCAGUGGGCAGGCACUGGGUCGGUACGUCGUCAAGGAAAGCUCCCAUCCAGGCAUCCACUCUUCUGCUAUAAGUAAGAGUCACCUGCUCUUCCCUCAUCCAACCCAUCUCAUCCGGCAAAAAAGAACAGAUCACCAAAUCCAACACAGGAGUGGAGUCUCGCCUUGCUCGCAGCAGCAGCAGCAUCUCCAUGGAAUCCAAGAUGGAGCGAGUGAGCUCGUCUUUGCAGUCGUGGGUGGAGGACCACAAGCUCUCCACCAUCGGAGGCGUGUGGGCGACGGCGGUGGGCGCGUCGGUGGCGUACAGCCGGCGGAGGGCGCCGCAGCGGGCCACCAGCAUGCGCCUCAUACACGCCAGGAUGCACGCGCAGGCCCUCACCCUCGCCGUCGUCGGAGGCGCCGCCCUCAUGCACUACUACAACAGGAGCAACAGCAACAAGAGGAAAGAGGACCUCGACUACGACUUCUACUCGCAGCUGCCGGCGGCCACCGACGCCGACGGCAACGAGAACGAGCGGUGGAGCUGGUAAAAUGGUAACCUCACCUCACCUCACCUCCCUCUUGCGGCAUUGCUGGGCUGCCUUGGGAGGAGAGGAUCGGAGGAGAAAAGAAUAAAUUAGUGGCAAUAAUUGAGGCGUGACGUGGAGGGUUUAUCCUAACCCAUCCAGCUAAUUAAGAUGGGCCCGUGGUUUCGUCUACUUUACAUUAUCCAUCUCCAUCCAUCCGGACGGCAGCACGCAGCUAGCUUUGGUGGAGGCGCCCAUGGUUUGGUUUGGUUUCUGGUUCCCCAGUGCUGGACACGACGAUGCAUGCAUUCCUCCACCCGGUAGAUAUUUCUCACAAGAAAAAUGAAAGCAACUAGUUCGUGUCUUGCUUGUCAUUAUCUUUUUUUUUAUUUUCUGAACUUUCUUGUCAUUAUCAAAGCAAGAAGCUUCUAGAGUGCUUUCAUGGGCUCCACAGCAUAUAGCAAGUGACCGCUGCUGCCUCCUCCUCCUGUAAUGUGUUCAAUGAUGACGACGACAAUGAAUGAGAAUGAUGUUUCAUUUUCCUCAAA